AGCAAACCUCGCGCCACCGACCGUCUAACAUUGCUUUCGACUCACGAAUCUAACGAAUAUCGGUACGUCGAGUUGUGUCGACGACUGUGUGUCAAGAACAGAACGCGCUGUAUUCUAAAUAAAGCUUGAAAAACUCAAGUUCGGUGUAAAAUAUGUAAAUAAAUCGAAAAUUAAGUUAGUGUUAGUGUGUAUCGAAGAUAUUUUAGACUGCUUUGUGCUUUUUCCAGGAACUAACCAUAAUAUUCUUAAACACCGAAUGUUUCCUAUUGAUGGCGCUAUGGCCGCUAAAACAGGGGAAAAAUAAUCCGCCUUAACCUCAUUUGUGCAUUUGUAAACAACCGUUGAGAAACCACCACAGUUUAAAAGUGUAUUAUUUAACAUAUGUAAACAGUGAAUAUAACUAUUAAAUAACACAGGUUACUUGAUAAUCAUGGAUUCGAUUAAGGUUAUGACAGAAAGACAUCUACAUAGUACCUUUUGUUUUUAAUGUUAUUUGUGUUGAUUUGCAACCAUGAAUGUUAAACAAGAACGACAUGAUGAAGCAGAGAUUAGAGAGCUUGCUGCAAAGUUUAUGGAAGCUAAUAAAGCUAAAAUGGCUAUGCCCCAAAGGCCUCCUCAACAAGCACUUCAUGGUAUGAACAUUUUAAGCUUCCUAAGUGGUGACAAAUCUAAGGCGAAAAAUAAUGGCUCUCCAAACGAAGCAGAUACUAAAAAUAUUGAUGAAGAUUCCAUUAAAGGCAGGUUUGGUUGGACAUUGAUGGGUAAAAUACAUAUUCCAUAUAUUCUUAGAUCAGGGGAAAGUUACUGUGCUGUAAGAAUGGUUGAAAUGAAGGUUUUAAAUAAAUUGUUGAAUUAUUUACAUCAGGACUUGUACAAUUGUACAAACAUUCGUAGUUAUUAUAUUACAGAAGCUGAAGCAAGACUUUUAAAUGAAAUUAAUUUAAAACAUUGUGACUAUCAGUUCGGUAGAGAACAGUUUACGUCGCGAGAUUUAAUAGUUAGACUUACAGACGCUAAUGAGUUUUAUCAGUUCUUAGGACAUUGUUAUGCUAAACUUGUGAAUACAACAGAUGCUGAAAACUUGGAGCGUUGUGGAUUUAUACGAAUUAAUAAGGAAUCUGUAGUUCCGUACACUGUUUACAAUGAUCAGAAAUAUGUACCUUUAUUUUAUUUUGAAGGUGAAACAGAUAAUCUCAAGCAGCGUGCUGACAAAUUAGAAGGAUGGGACUUAUCAUACUUGAAGUUUUGUUGUAAAGUUCAAGGAAUACGUAAUGAGCUAUUCGCACAUGAUUCUUGUUCUGUAAUAAGUCUGAAUGAUAUCAAAAAUUAUUUUCCUCCAGGCACAAUGUUUGAAGACUAUUGGCCCAAGAAAAAUUUGGAUUCGCAAUUAUUAAUAAGUAGGAACUCCAACCCACAACAAAUAGUGCAAUGGACUAGGCAACCUAUUGCACCUCCAAUUUCAGCUCAUCCACCACCUUCACCUAAACCUGCUACCCAAGCAAAGGCUGCAAAUAAUAGCCAUUUACAUAAUGUACAUGUAUAUCCCAAUUAUGGAAUGGCAGCAGGACAAUCUGCAUACCACGCUACUCAACCAAGGGCAGCAAGCAGUGCUGUUCGAGCUACAUAUCCAUCAGCAGCAAACAGGAUGAGGCCUUAUUUUCCCAGUAUGGCUCAAGCCCCUCCACCUUUGAUUAGAGCAACAACUUCAGCUUCGUUGGCACAAUACAACGCCCAGAAUAAAGCAGCUGGGGGUUACAUGAUCAUAGAACCGAGUAUGAAUCAAAAUAAUUAUCAUCAGGCAUCUCAAGGUAGUUAUCCACCGCCGCUGCUACAUAUGAACGGUGCAGUAACUUCGAGGUACGAUGGAACGCAAUCCAGGGAUCUGCAGAACAACUACGCUGUGAAUAAUACUACAGCACAGAUGGUAAAUCAACAACCCGCUCACCAGCCCACUAGAACACAGUCUAGCACAGCUCCAGAAGAACGGAAUAGUAUAACUAAUGGCCGGUCCAUGCUGUGUAUUAAUAGAAAUAAUAAUAAACUAAUACCUUUAUCGGACACUUCUCCAACCAGUAGUAGUAAUACCAUUCCAUAUAAGAUGCAGAAGGCACUAGUGGAAGGAAAAAUGAUUCCCUGCAUCAAUAUGAAACCAAAUGUGUGGAAAGAUAUGUUAGUGACGUUGCCAGAUUUAGUAACAAACUUCUUCAAUAAUGUACCAGUGCACUCGUGUCAGCAGGUCAUGCAAGUACUAGGAAUAGAAGUGUACAAAGCUAAUGCAUCACAGACAAGGCUUUUGAUGGAAAAUGGCAGGUGUUCGAAUGCGAGUGAAACAGUACCAUUAGUGCAAGUUAGGAAUGUUAUUGACUUCAUGCCCCAGCUAAAAUAUAUGUUGAGUGGUCUGAUAUCUUCGGAUGCGGCGGCAAAAAGACAGAGGAAUAGCUAGGAGUGGGUGUCUUGGGGCGGGACCUACGAUAACAUAGACUUUUUCAAUUAUUAGUGAAGUGAAAACGAUCCUUAUUUAAUAAUCGUGUUGUUUUGUAUUAACUUGUUCCUACAGUGUAAUAUAUCCAUAAAUACCGAACUCUCAUUAAUCGUGAAACAUGUGAAAUAAGGUAGUUUAUGAAGUAAUGUUAUUUUUUUACAUUUUGAUUUGUACAUUUCAUUCAAUAUGUGUGGAUUUAUUUCAGACAUUUCAAACAGAUAUUUUAAAUUGUUAUCACCGAUGCCACCAAAUACAUACCAUGUUACGAUUUGAGAAAACCAUUUCAAAUAAUAUAAUUCCUCUUUUCUGAUUUUACGUUUUUCUGAUACAUUAUAAUAAUUAAAACAUUGGAAAAUGAGACCAAAAAAAGACACUAACAACGAUUAUUCUACUGCUUAACUUUUUUCACUAGCGGUUUAUAUUUUUUUAUAAUUUCUGUGGUUAAAAUUAGAACCCUUUACCACAUCUUUUUAGUAAAACUUGAUUUAUCACAUAUUUAACUGAAAAGAAAACAAUUAAAACUUAAUUAAAUGAAGAGAAAGAGAUUCGGUGAGUAUUUUUGGCUAGGAUGAGAGACAUUUUAUAUAUAGGAAGUUUUUGAUGGAGUUAGCCCUGAUAUAAGAGUUACUUCUCUGCAGGGUUAAUUAAAGGGGAUAACAUGUCGAGUGUACAAUAUAACAUACUAUCCUUCAUCUUUGAUAAAACUAGAGCCACCCAGGUACUAUCAAAUAUAUUUCAAAUAAUAGUGUUGGCAUUUGAAUUCUAUUAUUUAUUACAAGAUCCAUCAUCUAUUCACCAAACAUGAAUAUUCCAAAUGUUGACUUGUCUUGGAACAUCAAAUUUUCCAAAUAAGAUAAGAAUAAUACACCAAUACUGCUAUCAGGAUUUGUAUACUGAACUGGUGAAUCUAAUCGAACAUUCUCAGGAAAAAUAUGGGAACAUCAUAUUUUUCCAUAUUUUUGAAUAUCAGAUAAAGCAGUAUUUACAAGUCUGCCAUGUGAAAUUAUUUCUGUGCUUUAUCAAAAGUAUAUUUUUGUAACUCGCGAUUCAAACAGAUUUUGGUGAAAUGGCACAAGGGAUUUUAUAAUCGUUGUCGGCAGAUGUAUCCAUAUUUGCUUAAACUAAAAAGAAUUGAAAUUAUUCCCAAAUAAAAAAAGCGAUUGGUAUUGGGCUGUUGAUCCUUUAACAAUUUCAAUGCAAAUAGUAUGUAUAGCAAAAAACUGCAUUCAAGGUCAUUGUGUGAUUUGCAACAUUUUGCAAUUAUUAAUUGUUCUUCAAUACAUUUCAAUUUUUGCAUGCCAAGUAUAAUUUAUAAACAAUAUGCCAUUAUACAAAUAACAUCUUUUUUGUAAACAUAGAUAAAAAUAUUUAUUUUAUUUAAUAAUUUUCCACUUUCACUUAUAAAUUAAUAGAUAUUUGAAUAAAUACAUGUUAUUUAUUGAGAGUAUUCACAUUUUUCAACAUAUAUAUUUUUAGUUUUACUGGAAUUUAAUUGUAUAUAUAAAUGUAUAUUUUACUACGACUGCUGGGACUACAACCCUCAAAGAGCCUUGGCCUCGUCCACCACUUUCCUCCAGUCAUCACAAUUCCACGAUCGGCGUCUCCACCCCUCACACCUAGCUCCCUCUUCAACAUCAUCCAGUCAUCGUUUGCGCGAUCUUCCAGGCAGUCGCUGGCCCUAGGGCUUCUGCUGGUACGUUUUGCGCACCCCCUGCACCUCAGGCAUCCGCUCCAAGUGAUCUAGCCAUCUAACUUUGGCCCUCUUGAUUUCUGUCACCAGGCUGGGGUCUUCAUAGAGCUAGUAGAGUUCAAUUUUUGUACGGCUGCGCCACACGCUCUGCUCGCACACUGGUCCAUAUAUUCAGCGUAAGAUAUUUCGCUAACACAUGUUGAGCAGCCGCUCCUCGGGCGAAGAAUUGUGCGAUCGAUCCGCUUUUUUGUUCUUCAAUUCAGUAAACGAGGACUCUAGCAGUCGUUGGAGAGUGAAGUAUGCUCUAAUCCCCGCUUCCACACGUUCUGUUAUUUCCAUCGAGUUGCCAUUAUUUUCAGUCACUAUUGAUCCCAGGUACAUUUUCGAACUUAUACCGGCCUACUUCAAAAGCCCCUGAGGGAGCUCUUCUGAUCCUUGACAUAACCAUGUAUUUUGUUUUAACUCAUUAAUAGUGAACCCAGCCCAUACAGGAUUCUUCCUCCAGCUGCUCAAAACUUUCCUUCAGUUCACGCUCUAUUCGACUGAGUAGAUCAAUGUCAUCAGUGUAGACCAGGUCCUGCACUGUUCUGUUGAGCAGAGCUUCUGAUAACUCAUUCCAAUGUCAGGUUGAAGAGGGUACACGAGAGGGCGUCUCCUUGCUUGAGAUCUUGUCCUAUUUGGAAAUGUAUAUUUAGUCAUUGAUGAUUUCAUUGUAUUUUGAUAUAUUUAUCAAUUUACAUACCAUUAUAUAAAAUUUCAAAUUGUCAUAAUAAUAUAGGUUCAUUUGUGUUAAUUUGUCUUUAUGUUACCGACAACUAGGUAAAUCAAUAAUAUGGAUUAUUUUCAUGGUAUGUUCCAGUGUGGCAUUUUUUAGUGUUUCAACUAAUUUAAAAUGUCUGUAUUGUGUACUUCUCUGUUAUUAGAUUAUUUAUUUUCAAAUAAAAUAUAAGGUUAUAGCUAGUUAUAUGAAUGUGAAAUGUCCAGGGUAGGGGAUUAACAUAGAUAUCCUAUUAUACAUAACUAGAUAUCUAAAUAUAGAUCGUUCUUCUUGAGUUUCAUUUAUUAAGGUGCAUUUUUAAGUCGAUUUCGUCGUCAGAUCUGAUGCAUUAUCUGAAAUGUGGUUGUUUGACAAACAGACCAGGCAAUCAUUAAACUAUCAAUUAUAUUUAAUAACAAGUCGUACAAGGAAUAAACAAAAGUCUACCAGCACUCAUUUUAUUUUUAUGAGAAAAUGUCUAAAGUGGACAUAUUUAAUCAAUAUUUUUUAUUUGAAUGACGAAUGAGAUGAAAAUUUCAUGUGUUUCUUUAUACAUUUAUCACCGAAACAAUAAAAUGUUUAUUAGUUAUAUUGUUUUUUAGUUUUCAAGUAAUGUGAAUGAAAAUGAUUCUAAAUUAUUACAAAUCAACAUAUUUGCAUUUUUUAUAAAACAAGCGUUAAUAUUCUUUGAAGUUUAUUGUCAUUCUACAGAAUUUACUAAAAUCUGUUAAUGUUCAUAUUAAUACAUCCAGUGUACUAAAACACUGAUCCUUUCAUUAUCACUGUUGUACGAUGAGUGAAUAAGAUAUAAAUGCCUUUGACAGAAGACAAACCAAAAAACAUAAUUAUAAGUAUAUCUUCAAGAUAAAAAACCUUUUCUUCUGAGCAUUAUCGUCAUAUUUUACAAAAUCAUUCUUUUAGAGUAAUGCGCUCUCUUUUCAAUCUUCAUAUUAUUUACCAGCAACAUAAUGUAUCAAAAGAUUAAUGACAACUUUUUAUGUUAUACAACGGCAGAAAGAAUUAUUAAAAUGAUGAAUUUAUAAUGAAUACUUUCAAUAUGUAUUUAUUUUAUCUUCAUUAAGCUGUUCAAUGCAGAUGUAUUGCAUUCUUAACAUUUUGGCUCGACAUUUACUAAUUUUUUGAUAUUUAUAUUUCGAUUUCAAACAUUCGGUAUUGAAAUGUUCAUACAUUUACUAAUCAAGUUUGAUAAUUCGUAACAUUUGAUUGCAAUUGGAGGUGUAGUUGUUUGAUAAAUAUAUCAUGAAAAUUGUCUAUAAGUAUUUGUACUGCUGUUUUGUAUCAAGUUUGUAUAUAAAUAAUUUUUCCAACAAGGUACUUCCUCAGCUUUAUAUAUUUCAGAAUUUCUUGAAUGAUUUUCAACAUAAAUAAAUCAGGUAUAAUUUCACCAGUUAUUUUUGUUAGAUGUGAAGUUUUAAUUGAAGAAGUGGGUUACCUAUUUCGUUAUAAUUAACCACAUUUACCUUGAUAUAACUGUACGAUUUCAAUAAACAUCAAUUUCUAACAAUUUUGCUACCAAAUAUUGCCAAUGAAGCUUGAAAUAUUAAUAGUAUUUCAUAUGUGUAUGAUUAUAUGUCUGUUGUAAGAUCAAGGCUUCCAAUCAUUUUAUGUCUGAAUAUUCUAUAAAAUUUUCAUCCAGCGGAAAUAAUAUUAUGUAUGUUGUUCCAUUUUAGACAUUUAACUAAGAUUUUCCAAUUUUUAAUUUAGCAAAUUGUGCAUUUCUGAGAAAAGAAGUUAAUUUAUUGGUGCUUUCUUUUUAUAAACAUUACUAUAUAUUGCAAUAAACUUUUCAAAAAUUUCUACCUAAGUUUAAUCAUCCUUUUAAUUAAAACUUAAUUCUCCUGCCUGUGAUAUGCGCAGAACUACAAAUCAGUAUUUAAACGACCAUUGAACAUAAAAUCAAUGUAAGACACUAAAAGAUUAAAGCAUUUUAUGAUCAGAAAUUAUUUGCAUAGUCAGGUAUCACAUUUUGUUUCUUUAUAUUACGAAUUAUUUAUUUAAAAUUAGUGAUUUGUUGUGAUAAUAUGUAUUAGCGUAUCUUUGUUGUAUACAGAGUGAUUACCUGUAUUUUGACCACUUUGAAAGCUUGAAAUGUAUUGAAAAUAUCUUGUAUUUCAUUAAGAUUGGUUUUUAUUUCUAGUUUUUGUAAUUUAUAUCUUUUUUAUUAGGUAAAAUUACAUUUUUAAAUUGAGUACACACAUUAUUCAUUAAAUUACAUUAUUAGAUUUUAAUGUCUAUAGGUGCAUGAUAUUGUAUAUACAAUUUAAGGGAUAAUCAUUAAAAAAUGAAUACUAUUUGUAUUUACAUUAUUUGUCAAUGAUGAAUAAAUAAUACUGUAGGUAACUGAAGGCUUCCCAGGACUGCUAACCAAUACAAGAUAUGUCAUAAUCGUACAAGUUUAACAAACCUUAAUAAGUGAGUAAUUUGUGCACUACCACUCACAAUUACACUGCCUGGUCCUUCGAGUUUUCCAUAGGCUGCUUGUGUAUAUCCGACUCGAAGGACCAGACAGUGUUAUUGUCAGUGCUGGUGUAGUGAUACUUCACAGUAUUCAAUAUAAACUUUUCUAGUGGACUUAAACAUACCAAAUAAAUACCUUUCAAUGGGAUUUCAAAAUAUCCUAUACAUACAGUACUCUUAUCUCUGAAAAAGUAUAUAGGAUAUUUCAUUAAUGAUGAAUAUCUGCUUGACUGGAAUAUAUUUAAUUCUUAAUUAUUCUGUGUCAUAGUGGUAUUACUUGUAAUUUUAUUACAAUUGAUGUAUUCAAAUUGUUAGUAGUUCUGAAGUACAGUUGUUAUGAUAAAUAUUAUGUAUUUUCCAGUAUCUUCACAGAUUAUCUGUUGAUUUGAGUAUUAAAUGGAGAUUAAGUUUCUUAGAUUGAAAGGUUCAGUUUACCCCUAUAAUUAACUCAUUUAUGUAAAUUCUGACGUUAUUAUCUUAUAAGUAAUAAUUUGUUAGAAACGUAAAAAAUUUCAAAUCAAAAUUCCACUGUAUCCACGAUAUCUAAUUUGGCGAAAUAAUUCUGUAAUACAAUUAAACUUUAUUUUAAACCUCGUUUUAUUUAGCAUAAACAAAUUCCAUAAAUUUGUUGAAUUAUCAUUAAGACUGCUUCUUCAAAUUAUUUCAGAAUUUUAUUUGUAAGGGGGAAGCAAAAUUUCUCAUUUCAACGUUUUGGCACAAAAAAUAAGAAGUGUUUUUAUAACUGACAAGAUCCUCAAUACAAAUGUACAUAACUUGAACCAAAUAAUUUAUAUUUCCACAUGAAGUGUUUUUUUAUGAAAAACUAUUUUCAUAAGUGUUGAUGGGUACAUUGACAGAUGGAUAUGACAAAUCACAUUUUAUGAGAUAUACACUAUAACUUAUACUAGUAGUUGUAACACAGAUUGUUUAUUUAAUAUUUUACAACAUAAUUUUUAAAAAUCAGAUAUUGUGAACCGCCGUUGCUAUCACAAAUGAAAAUACUGUCAAUGAUAUCUUGAAAUAUUUUGUAAAACUUUACAUAACACAAUUAAAGUCGAUCAAUUUAACAGCUAUUUCCAACAUGUUUUUAUAUUGUACUGAUGUAAUGAAUCUUGAUUUAAAUUUAUAAUACAUUUUCCAGACAUUAUUUUAUACAAGGUGAUCUAGAAUUAUGUACCUUAAUUUUUAGAGGUGAUAAUAUGUCUAAAAAUAAGGAUAUACUUUUUAUUUUAUUUGGAUAAUGAGGGGACGAAUGGGAAUUCAAUUUCUUAGAAUAUCUACAUUAUUAAUGGAAAUUGUCUACCCAACGCAUAUAAACACAGCGUAGGUUUGAAGACUAAAUGAGUGUUAAAGUAACAUUUCUUAAUAUUCAAUAAUUUGAAAUAAUUUUUUUUGCACUUUUUCCCACCCAUAUUCACUUGAAUGUAUGCAUGUAUUUUACAGUAAUGAAAAAUGUGAUGUAACAACGCCCACUCAUCUAAAAAUACUCUCUGUGCAUAUGUGUUGAUAUAGGCAGUAAUAUUACGUCAAUCGUCCUAAUGUCAUAUAUGAACUUCGUAAACAUAACUAUUUAGCACGGAAAAUAAGGUUCUCAAUUCUCCUAUUUAAAGAAAUUUGUCUUCCUUAUUAUACAGUUUCAGAUAAGAGUAUACAUACAAAGGUGUAGAUAUAUUUCAUCUUCAUUAAGCUGUUCAAUGCUUAUGGCUUACUGCUAAGCUCCAUGCAGAUGUAUUGCAUUCUCAACAUUUAUUGACGUGAAUUUUUCCUCUUCUAAUUUUUUUACAGUUUGCUUUUCUCUGUAUCUAUUAAUGAAUCAUCAUAAUUCUUUAGACACCUUGUGUAUUAUAUAAUGUGGAUUGCCCAUUUGUGGUACUAUUUUGGUUUGGUGUGACAUUUACUAAUUGUUUGAUAUUUAUAUUUUGAUUUCAAACAUUCGGUAUCAAAAUGUUGGUAGAUUUACUAAUUUAGUAGUCUUCAAGUUUUAGAAUCCAUAACUCUGUACAAUUAUUUAUCUAAUAUAUUAUCAUUUGACAAUCUAUUGACCGAAAUUAUGCUGAAAAUAGGUAGGAAAAUUAUACAUAUUAUUAUGGGACUUAAAAAACAGAAAUAUUGUUUGCCGAAAAAAAAACAAAUAAAAAAAUAGAAGAUGUUCUGGAGGAAGAGAAUGUGCUAAAGAUAAAAAAAGGAAGAGUGAGAUGGUUGGAACAUAUAUGGAUAACUGGACUGGAGGCUGGACGAAGAAUUAUGGUAGAGAGGACGCAAAGUGGGAGAGGAAGACCGAAAUCGAAAUAGUUGAAUGAGGUGGAGAAAGAUUUUGAAUGAAUGGAAUAUAUAUGUUACAAUUAAAAUCGGUUUUCAGUUAAUUCUAGUUUUGACAAGGGAAGAUUAGUUUUCACAAAUCCGUUCCGUUAAAACUUGUUUUCACUUGUCAAAACUAUGUUGACUAGUACCCUCGGUGUUGAAACUAGUUUUUUUACAUUUUUCAACUAGGAAAUACUAGAAUUUAAUAGUUUUUCUCAUUUAAUAGAAUUUUCAUUUGAAACUAGCUUUCAUUGGGGAAUUCUACUAAUGGAAAACAGUGCUUCCAGUUUAAAAAAUUAUUGUUAUAACAUUUUAUUCUAGUAGAACACUAUAGAGUCAGAAUUUUUAAAAUAAACUUCCGGGGCAUAUUAUUUUUUUUUAUACAAACCACGAUUAGAAACACAAGAUUUUUUCUAGGAGAACCUUGCCAUCCACCUGAGCCGGUGGAUGAUUUUUCUGUAGCACUAUAAAGAGAUCAAGUUGUGUCGGUAAAUUUAGACCUACAAUACAAUUAUAAUACGAAUUAUAAAAUUUUAUUUCAACACUUUUUUUCACUACCCAAUAAAAAUAUGUAGUUAACUCUAGUUUGAUUGGUAAAAACUAGUUUCAACUGAAGGGGUUUGUGAGAACUGAGAAUUUCUUCAAUUUCUUAGACCUCUUGAUAUAUUUAUGCUCCUAAAUGUUCUUGAUUUUAGGUCUCUUCUAUUUUAAAAUUUUUUUUAAUAAUUUUUGAAAGGCAGAUAAAAAUUAAUGUUUCGACUUAUUUUAGUCUCAAAAUAUUUUGAGAAACAAAAACUAAUAGAUUG
Diorhabda sublineata is the source of this 10514-nucleotide messenger RNA. RefSeq lists its product as uncharacterized. Lineage: Eukaryota; Metazoa; Arthropoda; Insecta; Coleoptera; Chrysomelidae. The transcript has 4 exons. The coding region runs from base 512 to 2443 and encodes 643 amino acids. The record is from RefSeq and is a predicted model, not a curated record.